Penaeus chinensis is the source of this 1341-nucleotide messenger RNA. RefSeq names its product cuticle protein 19-like. Lineage: Eukaryota; Metazoa; Arthropoda; Malacostraca; Decapoda; Penaeidae. The transcript is spliced from 4 exons. Gene Ontology annotation, cellular component: extracellular matrix. The record is from RefSeq and is a predicted model, not a curated record. Bases 100 to 840 code for a protein of 246 amino acids.
CUCGUGGUGGGCGCCCUCGCGGCUGUGGCCUCCGCCGUCCCCCGUCCCGACUCUCCUUCCGUCUACGGCGCUCCUCGCCCGACCUACAAGCAACCAGGAAUGCCCUUCGAGUUCGCCUACGCCGUCAAGGACCCCUACUCGGGCAACGACUACGCCCACGCCCAGACCAGCGACGGUCACGUCACCUCCGGAUCGUACAGGGUGGCUCUCCCCGACGGCCGAACCGAGAUCGUGGAAUUCACCGCCGAUCACGACAACGGCUACGUCGCCAACGUCGCCUACGAGGGGGAGGCCUCCUACCCCGCCCCUGCCCCCUCCUACCGCCCUGCUCCCUCCUACCACGCCCCCGCUCCCUCCUACCCAUCUCCCCCACCCCACCCACAUCAAUCUUACAUGUCAUCCAGUUCACUCAGCUCCUCUGCGACCAACACCAACAUGUCUGCAAAACUGAUCCUCGUGGUGGGCGCCCUCGCGGCUGUGGCCUCCGCCGUCCCCCGUCCCGACUCUCCUCCCGUCUACGGCGCUCCUCGCCCGACCUACAAGCAGCCAGGAAUGCCCUUCGAGUUCGCCUACGCCGUCAAGGACCCCUACUCGGGCAACGACUACGCCCACGCCCAGACCAGCGACGGUCACGUCACCUCCGGAUCGUACAGCGUGGCUCUUCCCGACGGCCGAACCGAGAUCGUGGAAUUCACCGCCGAUCACGACAACGGCUACGUCGCCAACGUCGCCUACGAGGGGGAGGCCUCCCACCCCGUCCCUGCCCCCUCCUACCACCCCGCUCCCUCCUACCACGCCCCUGCCCCUUCCUACCCUCCUCCCCCACCCCACCCACAUUAAUAAAACCCGUCCAUCUCAGAUGCACCGAAGUGGCUCCUCCCUGAGCAUCAAAAGAGGCCAAAGGAGAGAACGUUCUAAAACCCAAGUAACACCAUCAAAAGGCACAUAAAAGCCACAAGGCAAACCAAAGUGCCCGUCACCCUCCAUCAUUCCACUCUCCAACUCUAAUUCCUUCCUCUAUUUCCCCACAUUCCAACAUUCAUUUUGACCACGCUUUUAAUACCUGUAUUCGCAGAUCCGCCGAUAUCAGUCAGAGGUGACUCGGUCCUCCUCCUCUCUAGACAAACUGACAAUGUGUAGAAUCUAUACUGCAGAUUAAAGUUAGUCUAACACUGGGGAGGAUCCAACGCUAGGUCGAGUGGGAUCUUAGGCUACAUUAUCGUAAUCAAUCGUAUAUGACAACACACUCCCAUACACUGUUAACUGUUGCCCAUGAACGUCCAAAAAGCACCCCCGUUUCACCUUUUAAAUUUGUUUUCAUAAAUAAAAUGAAAUUGCGAA